This is a messenger RNA of Vespa mandarinia (Asian giant hornet), 1691 nucleotides long. Its product is annotated as putative odorant receptor 92a. Lineage: Eukaryota; Metazoa; Arthropoda; Insecta; Hymenoptera; Vespidae. Gene Ontology annotation, biological process: sensory perception of smell; detection of chemical stimulus involved in sensory perception of smell. The record is from RefSeq and is a predicted model, not a curated record. Gene Ontology annotation, cellular component: plasma membrane. Gene Ontology annotation, molecular function: olfactory receptor activity; odorant binding.
GAGAGAGAGGCACAUCAAUUGUUUACGCGCACUUUGUCGUAUUUAAUCGAUGAUCAGAACGUCGAGGAUAGUCGUUAACUGUUCGGUACUUCGUCGAGUCCGAAUUGGAAUAAACUAUUCAAAGGCUCCGUUUAUAACCCUUUGAAAGAAAGUUUACAUCGAGGGAGGAUCGACCCUUUCACCCGGUUAGUCCGCCAAGAACCAUCACGAGUGAGAAAUGGAAAAGAUGAUAAAAGAGACAGAUUUUUUCGAGAGCGAAAAAGUCAUUAGAUGGAACAAACGAUUACUCAGAUGCAUGGGUGUUUGGCCACUCGCAGUCUACGAUCCGCUUUUCCUCUUCUUCGCAAUUUAUCUUCUCCUUCAUUGUUCGUUGGCGCUCGUAGAUUUCAUAGAUCAACCAAAGCAUAUCGAUUACGUAGUCAGAGUCUUGACGGAAAACGUGCCUAUUGUAAUGGCACUCAUAAAAAUUACAAUCUGCAGGCUGAACAGACGAUUGAUCGCCCAAUUAUUACUCGAAAUUCAUGGGGAUUUUACCGUGGAAAAUUAUGCGAACGAGAAGGAGAAAUUGAUCUUUCUCGAUUAUAAUAAACUUUCUUAUAGAUUUAUCGCGAUAACCAUUGUCUCGAUGUCCUUUGUCAUCGGACUUUAUUUCUUUAAAGCCAUUAUAACGUCGGUACUAACAGUUAUGAGAAAUUCGUCCUUGGUGUAUGAAUUGCCUUACAAAACUCGAACGAUAGUUGAACUUAAUGAUAUAACGACGUACACCUUAUACUCCAUCUACCAAUGCCUAAUUGUGGUAACCAUGAUCUCUGGUUACAUUGGAUCUGACUGUCUCUUCGCCAGUUUGGCAUUACACAUUACAGGACAGUUUGCGAUACUCAGAUGCAAAGUUGUGGAAGCGUUUGAAGAUACUGAUGGUUACAAGCGAGGUAUGAAGAAAUUGGUAAUCAAGCAUCAUCGACUGAUUAGAUUGGCGGAAACAUUGGAAGACGGAUUUAAUAUAAUGAUUUUUCAACAAUUAUUAGGUACUACGUUGAAUCUCUGCGUAUCGGGUUACUACGCGCUCGUGAGUUCAACGAACGGAGAAAAUAUCGUAUUAGUUACUUUCUUCGUCUAUGCAUUUACCAUAUUGAACACACUGUUCGUUUACUGCUACGUCGGUGAAUGUCUCAUCGAGGAAAGCAUGGGACUCGGUGACACGUUGUAUCAGUCCAAUUGGUAUGACAUAUCAGCGGUCGAGUUAAAAAUGAUGUACAUUUGUAUGGAACGAGCAAAGAAACCGCUAAAAUUAACGUCUGCAAAAUUUUGUGCACUAUCCUUGGAUACGUUUAGCGAGAUAUUGAAGACCUCGAUUGGAUACUUGUCCGUUUUACGAGCAUUUCUAUAGAUCGACUCGCAAAAACAUUUAAAUAUCGAUUAAAUCGUAUUAUAGAAUAUAAUAAUAAAUUGAUAAAUGCGUUAUACGUAUGGUCGAUGAUAGUAGAGCUAUUUACGGUCCGAUAAAAGAGAAACUUUAAUGUAUUUACGCUUAUCUUUUCAGAUACGACUAUCGGCAUUGCGAUCCUUUUUAUAGAUGAAAAUAUUGAAAGACAACAAAUUUGUUUGUACAGAUUAAAUAUAAUAAUACAGAUUAUCGAUGUGUGCGUAAUUAAAAGCGUUUCGAUUAUUUGCGCAAUCACGCAAUCUUCUUA